UUAUACGUGCGCUCGUAUUUUUUCUGUAAUUUUUAUCUUGUAAUUUGCCUGUCAUUUCAUGGCAGUAUUCGAGUUUUUUGUUUAAAUAUUUGAACUGAUUAAAAUGAUAUAAUUUCUCCGGCAACGCGAGUGUUAUUUGUGUUGUUAUGAUUUUAUUUCACUAUUAAUUGGACAAUAAUUCUAAUGGAGUGCGGACGUGAUUCCUGUGGAAGAGGAGACUGAAACAGAAAUAACAAUCUCAAAAUCACUCGAUCUUGAACAUGAACCUCUUACAACGACAAUUCCCACUCCUCGAGAUGACCUGGACGAUAUUUCCAUUCAAGAUAUCUUAUCAUCAGACAUAGACGCCAGUGAUAAAAUCGACAAAAAGAUAAUUAACACUAUCACCGAGUUUUCAUCAAAUUGUAACGUUUACAAACAAAUGGAACUUUCGUUGAAGAAUUUCACAUUUCCGAAAAAAUCAAUAAACAUCGAUCUGGGAAUAGGACAUGCUUCAUUUUACAAUUUCGCCAUCACAGAAGAAUCUAAUACAAUUAGCAACAAAUUAAAAAAAUAUUCUACUUUGAUAGGAUGCGAUUGGUCAAGAAAAGCCAAGGUUGAAGUGACUUCGCCCGCGAACAUCAAAAUUUCUGCAAAUAUAAAAAUCAUCGAAAUAACAGAACCUUCGGAUGGAUUAGUAUUGCAAUCGACGAAUGAAGGAUCAAUUACUAUACUUUUAAAGAACAAUUCCAUUUCAAAACAAUUCUUCGUCCCAGAAAAUGAUACCAAACUUGAAGAAAACAUUCAACGAACAUUUUCCUAUUUUAAAACAGAAGUAUACCUUGAUGUAGGCACAAAAUUCCAAAAGUUGAUCUAUAGCAAUUUAGAAGUACUCCUCAGCGAAGUGGAAUCAUCCGUAGAGCAAUUUUUUGUCGAUCAAUUGAACGAACAACUGUCUAAAAAUGGCAUCGCUGUCGGUGAAAGCUGCUCAAAAUUCAUCGAUACGCAAAAAAAAUCGAAAAAAAUCAAUUUGCCUUUCUUAAACAACGAUUUCAAUAACUUAUAUGUAAUACAAAAUGUAUCUCUCGAUACAUGGAAAGGAAUUAGUUUAAGUGCAGGGCCCAUUGUAAUCAAGGGUAUUUCCCAUUUCAACAGUACCGAAUUGAGUGUUUCAGGAACUGAGUUAUCUAGUCCAGAAUAUGAUGGUCAAUAUCUUAGCACUCCAAGGUACGAUGAUCCCGAGAGAAAGGAUAUUACAGUUCGGAUUAAAACGAAUGGUUUAAAAGGCAAACUGGACUGGAGUUAUAAUUCAAAACAAAGGUCGUUUCCUUUUUCCAUCGAUUUCAUUUUGUUUGAAAUCAAGAAAAGCAAAGUUUACAGUUACACAAGGGUCUAUAAUCGUUACGGUAACGAUAAGUAUAGUCGAAGCGAUGAGAAUAAAAUGAAUGUAGAUUUAUACAUGGGAAAUAUUCAAAUCAAAUCAUCUAAAUCUAGUGUUUGUGAAAAUGAGAAGGAAUUUGUCAACUUUGUUCUUUCUGAAUAUUUGAAGACAAUUGUAAAAGAUUCGUUGAAGAAUUCGCUAGAUAAAAAACUCCAGAAUAAUCCUUCUGUUGUAAAUUGUUGACGUGUUAUUCUUACACCAUUAGUUUUUCUCUCUCUUUUUUUUUGGAGGGGAGAACUCAGAAAUACGUUUUAUUUCGGAAAGUAAAAUAGAUGUAAACAAUCAAUAUUUCAUCAAAUAAAUCCACAAAGUUGAUAUUUAAAAUA
This is a messenger RNA of Planococcus citri (citrus mealybug), 1746 nucleotides long. RefSeq lists its product as uncharacterized. The transcript is spliced from 4 exons. NCBI's taxonomy places the organism in Eukaryota, Metazoa, Arthropoda, Insecta, Hemiptera, Pseudococcidae. The record is from RefSeq and is a predicted model, not a curated record. Bases 422 to 1603 code for a protein of 393 amino acids.